AUGAGUUCGGACGAUUUAAAAUUUUAUAUAAAUAAGCAUAAAAAGGCAUAUGAGGAAAGAGUCAAAAAAGAAGAAGAAGAAAGGAAAAAAAAAGAAAAUGAGGAAAAAAUAAAUGAAAAAAAUAUAAAUGAAAAUAAAGAAAAUAAGGGAGAAGUUUCCUUGAAGAAAGAGGAGCAAGAAAUGCAAAAUGAAAAUCAUACAGAUGUGAAUCAAGUGGAUGAGGACUACUUAUAUGCUCUGAAAUUAAAUGAGGCCUUAAAUGGUACCGGGGCAAAUGACAUAAACUCAAAUUCAAAUAUUUUAAAUAAUAAUGAUUUUACAAGGGUUAAUGAAAUUAUGCAUGACGAAGGAAUAAUGGAAAAUGAAGAAGAUGAAGUAAGAAAACCAGAUAAUACUUACGUCGAAUGUCUUUUGGAUGAUAGUAAUUUGUUACCCUUUUCUCGGAAUAUGAAUAUUCUUCCUAUGAACAGAAGGAGAAAUCAUAUGAAUCGAAUAAAUAAUAUGAAUCGAAUAAAUAAUAUGAAUCGAAUAAAUAAUAUGAAUAGCAUAAAUAAUAUGAAUCGAAUAAAUAAUAUGAAUAGCAUAAAUAAUAUGAAUAGCAUAAAUAAUAUGCAUAGCAUAAAUAAUAUGCAUAGCAUAAAUAAUAUGAAUAGCAUAAAUAAUAUGAAUAGCAUAAAUAAUAUGAAUAGCAUAAAUAAUAUAAAUCAUAUGAGCAAUAUGAACAGUAUAAAUAAUAUUACCAAUAUAAAUAAUAUGAACAAUAUAAGCAAUUUGAACAAUAUAAAUUUUGUAAACAGUCUAAAUCUUCAUUAUGUUGAUGAACAGAAUAACAUUGUUAUAAAUUCAAUAAAUAAAGAGGAGGAGGACUAUAAUAAUAAUGUAAACAUAUAUACCGAAUCAUAUACAGAGAAUAAUAAAAUUUCAUAUACUAUUGACGAUAAAGAAACGAGCAACUUGCCUAUGGAACAUAAUAAACAUGUACAUAACAUACAUAAUUAUAAUAUAAAUUCUAAUAAAAAUAAAAUCAGAAACCUCACAGGAGGUCAUAAGAAUAAUGAAAAUAUUAUAACUAUAGGAGAUAACAAUGAUAACGUAAAUUAUGAUCAUAUGACAGGAGAAUAUUUAAAUGAUGGUAUGCAGAGUGGUAAGUUUGUAGAUUUUCCAUGUAAUAAUAACAUAUACCGUAAAAACAAAAUUGGUGAUAAUAAUAUGUCGAUAAAACAAAGUGGGAACCAUAAAAAAGAAAAUAAUAUUACGUCAAUUAAUGAUAAUACAAAUAAGGAAGUAAUAAAUAAGUUCGAUAAAAAUUAUUUAGAUAAAAAUUACUUCGAUAUUGAUGAUUAUUGUAAUUUAAAUAAUGUGUAUAAAAAGAAGUCCAAGAGUGUUAAGAAAAAUGUAGAUUUAGAAAAAUCACCCUAUGACGUAAAUAAUAUAAAAAGAAAAAAUAAAAUACAAGAUACCGAUAAAAAUAUAGAUGACCCCAAAAAGGAUGCAUUUAAUAAAAGUAAUGAAGUGAAUUAUGUUCUGAAUGAAUUUACAUGUAGUACAAAUAAUGACAUUCGCGAAAAAAAAAAAAAAAAUGAAUAUAUAUUAAUAGAUGAUAAUAAUAAUAAUAAUGAUAAUAUUUAUGAUGAUAAUAUUUAUGAUGAUAAUAUUUAUGAUGAUAAUAUGUAUGAUGAUAAUUCCUUGUCGAGGAAGACAAAGAAAAAGAAAAGCAGCAAAAAUAAAUCAGUAGAUAGUAACAUAUGUGUAGAUACAAAUAGUAAGGAUAAUCUAUUGAAUAGACCUGGGAUAAGAACUUCAGAGAAAGAUAUUAUUACAAAUAAUAACAUAUGCUCAAAGAGCUCCUCAGGUGAUUCAUAUCUUUAUGGAGAUAUUUCCCCUGUAUCGAUUCAUAAGAAUGAAAAGAAAAAAAAAAAAACAAACAAACAAAAUGGUGGUAAUGAUAAGAAUGAAGAAAUGGAUAUGUCUAUGAUUAAUAGAAAGGAAGAGAAUCCUUACAAAAAUAUUAUAUAUAAUAAUAAUAUAAUGAAUUGUGUAGAAAAUUAUAAUUAUUCUCCAAAUAAAAAUAUUCAAGAAGGAAAUGCUUCUUCGAAAUUUCUUUUGUAUAAUUCAAAAGGUGACAAUUACUUAAAUUAUAAUUAUAUUAAUAAUAAUAAUAUAAAUACAUCUGAGCAUAAUUUUACGAUUCAUAAUAAAUUUUUAUCCCAUACAAAUAAUAUUAUAACAAGUAAUAAUAUAAAAUCACAAAUCCAUAACAACAACAACAACAACAACAAUAAUAAUAAUAAUAAUAAUAAUAAUAAUAAUAAGAGUAGUAAUUUUCAUUAUUCAAGUGAGAGCUUUUUUAAAUAUAUGAAAAGUCAACCAAGUAAUAAAUCAAAUAGAAACUUUGUGACGAAUGUACAUAAUGAAAAUAGUAACAUUAUAUGUAACCCAAAUAUUGAACAUACGACACAUGAAAUAUGUAAAAAUAAUAUUAUUUCAAAUAAUAAUUCUUAUCAUGAAACAUAUGAUAACAAAGGAAGUAUAAAUAAUCAUAUGAACAUCUUUGAAAGAAGGAACAAUUUUUAUUUGAAUAAAGUUGAUCAGAAUGGUGUUACAGGAAAAUGUUCGGUGACUUAUGGACAUAAGGAAAAUAAAGACCCAAGCACAAAUGGUAUAAAUGGUAUAAAUAGUAUAAAUGGUAUAAAUAGUAUAAAUAGUGUGAAUAGUAUAAAUAGUGUGAAUAGUAUAAAUAGUAUAAAUAGUGUGAAUAGUAUAAAUAGUGUGAAUAGUAUGAAUGGUAUGAAUAGUAUGAAUAGUAUGAAUAGUAUGAAUAGUAUGCAUAAUAUAAAUACUAUACAUAAUAACAACAUAAUUUAUAAUAAUAAUAAUAAUAUUCAUUAUAAUCAUCACAUUCAUAAUAAUGAUGAUAGAAGCAACGUUAAUCCUUUUCGAAAUCAUGUUUCAGAACAAAACGAUACAAACAAUACAUCUCUCCAGAAUACCAUAAACGUAAAAAAAAUUAUAAAAGAUUAUUAUACCAUGAAUAAUAGAAAUUAUGAUCAGGUAAAUAUAUUUGGAAGUGUGUCUAAUAGGAACCUGAAUAAUAACAACCGUUAUAUGGCGGACACCUAUGCUUAUGAUAGAAGAAAAAGUAAAAAUGAUUCAAAGGAUGAUGAGAAGAAUAUGUUAAAUAAUAACAACAAUAAUAAUAAUAAUAAUAAUAACAAUAAUAAUAAUAACAAUAAUAAUAAUAAUAAUAAUUAUAAUUACAACUAUAAUUAUAACAAUUUUUGUAAAAGCCAUAAUGUGUAUAAUACAAAUAAACAAGACAUCAUAAAUAAUAAUCAACAUAUGUACUAUUCAGUGAAAAGUAUUUCAUCAGGUGACUUGUUAAACAAAACGCCCACACAAAACGAAAUAGAACAAGAGAAUUAUAAAAAAGAAGGGAAUUAUUUUGACAAACCUUUAGAUAAUAUGAACUCAAACGAACUUGAAAGAAAACAUAAUGACAGGGUUAUACAUUAUGAUAAUAAUGCAAAUGAAGAAGGAUUAAUAUCUUCAUCUUCUCCUUAUAGUUAUGAUAAUACAAAUGAAGAUGAUAUAAAUGUUCAGCUAGCUAUUAUCAACAGUUUGAUUGAUAUGUAA
Messenger RNA from Plasmodium reichenowi, 3633 nucleotides. RefSeq lists its product as hypothetical. NCBI's taxonomy places the organism in Eukaryota, Apicomplexa, Aconoidasida, Haemosporida, Plasmodiidae. The record is from RefSeq and is a predicted model, not a curated record. Bases 1 to 3633 code for a protein of 1210 amino acids. The transcript is spliced from 2 exons.